Planococcus citri (citrus mealybug) is the source of this 2797-nucleotide messenger RNA. RefSeq names its product midline fasciclin (gene mfas). Lineage: Eukaryota; Metazoa; Arthropoda; Insecta; Hemiptera; Pseudococcidae. Bases 151 to 2529 code for a protein of 792 amino acids. The transcript has 15 exons. The record is from RefSeq and is a predicted model, not a curated record. Gene Ontology annotation, biological process: cell adhesion; extracellular matrix organization. Gene Ontology annotation, molecular function: cell adhesion molecule binding. Gene Ontology annotation, cellular component: extracellular matrix.
AGUUAUAGUCAAGCACAGGUUAGUAGUAAUUCUAAAGCGACUCGAUACAAGUGGUUAACGAAGCGCUCUUAUAUUUUUGUUGAGUUUGGUAAAAUUAAAUACACGUAUUGAGAUAAAUUUUAUUCAAAUUUUAGGCAUAACUUCCUAGUUAUGUUUUUGUUAAGUAAAGUAUCUCUUAGUACCUUCGUUUUCUUUUACGGUUUCGUUUACACGAAUGCUUGGUUUUUCAACGGCGGAAGUUCAAUUGCUUCGGAAUUAGAUACUGGAUUCAGGGAUUUAGUACCAUACGCCAGUGAAAAUGUCGAAACAACUGAUGAUUCAGACGCCAAAGAUCCCCUGAAUUUGAGUUUCCUACCAAUUGUCUUGCGAGGAUUUGGUUUACCAGCUGAUGGUGGAUGGUCGGCUCUGAAACAGUUUGCGAAGGAACCAUGGUGGAGAGGUGCCAAUGUUUGCACCUCGAAGGUCGAAGAAGUCACCAACAAUACUCAGGCCGAAGUGGCAGAAAAAUCGCCGUUCAUCUUUUUCGGCAACGCCGCAUUUUCCACAUGUCGUAACACGUUGAACAAAUACAUCUGCACCAACAAAGUCUACAGCAGAGAACAAACCAAAACCACCGAAGUUGUGUAUUUCUGUUGUCCAGGAACGCGCAAGAAUCAUGAGACGGGAAAUUGCGAAAAAGUUGAUAUCAAACCGUUGGAAGAGACCGCCAAUAAACUGGGAUCGUCCGAGUUUGCCAGAGCAAUGGGCAACUAUGUGAAAAAAUCUGUGUUGGAAACUCCAAAUAUGACCGUUUUCAUACCUUCGGAUAAGGCUGUGAAUACUUAUUUAAAUAAUGCUCCGAAGUUGUUCUUGAAUGAAAUGGUCGUACAUGCUGUUUCUGAAAAUAAAACCGGCGACGAUAAUAGCUUAGAAAACGAAAUCCCCGUAGCAUCGGAUGUAUCUCAAAAACAAUCUCUUUCCUCAGGAAUCGCUAUAACUAGCGAAAGAGCCUUGAAUCAUUUCGUUCCUGGCGUUUAUGAUAUUCAUGAUCUCGAAAAUGAAGAAAUUCUGAAAACAAUCGAUGGUUUACCAAUCCGAGUGAACAUUUAUCACGGUGAAAAGAAGCCUAUCAUUACCGCUAACUGUGCUGUAGUCAAAACCGCCAAUCAUCCUAUUGAAAAUAAUGGCAUGUUGCACAUUACCGACGCUAUUCUACCUCAAGUUACCAAAUCUAUUAGGGAUAUUUUAUUAGAAAGUAAAGAUUUUGGAAAAUUCACCGAAUUCGCUUCUGAUGCUGAUUUAUUGGAAAAACUUGGCGAACCUGGAAAUUACACCGUUUUUGCUGCUACCGAUGCUGCAUUCGAUCAACUGAGCGAAGAAAUGAAAACGAAAUUGAAAAAAGGAAAAUCUUGCAUUCAAACUAUGAUGAAAGCUCACGUUAUACCUCGUACUCUAUGCAGCGGCGCAUUCGGUAAAUUGACCGUCAUGACUAGAAGCCUAUCCGGAAACUGGUUGACCAUCGAAAGAGAAAACAGCUCUUUAUUAGUUGGCCGCGACAGUAAAACCGAAAUGGUAGACAUUGUUGCCAGUAACGGAGUAAUCCACGUUAUUGACCAUCCAAUCGUGCCUAAAUCCGCUCAACCAGUAACUUCAUUGUUGGCGAACAGAAACCAUACGAAAUGGCUAGACUUGAUGAAAAAAGCUGGUUUCGCCGAAGAAAGCGAUAAUGCUAUCAACAGAACCAUGUUUGUUCCUAGCGAAGAAGCCAUUGAAAAAGCCAAAUUAGAAGAUUUAGACACCGAAUCAUUGAAAGAUGUUAUUUCACUUCAUAUUAGCGAAAAACCCGUUUGUUCGUGCCAAAUGAAAAAUAACUUGAUGAUUCCAUCGCUUAAACCAGAAGACGAAUUGAGAAUUACUACAUACGAAAGUAAUGGAGCUUUAUUCGUUGGUUUAGACCCGAAAAUUAUGGUUCAAUGUGCUACGAUCACCGAUAAAGAUGAAAAAGCUUGCGAUACCAUGGUUCAUGAAAUUGAUCGUGUGCUUAAGCCAGCUAAGCAAUCUAUUUUCGAAAAAAUCAAUAACGAACCUUCUCUGAGUAAACUGAAAGGCAUUUUAGACAAUACGACGGUAUACGAAGAAUUGAAAAACGGCUCUUUAGGUCCAGUCACUCUUCUAGCUCCUAGUGAAUCUGCAUUUGCUAAUUUGACCACUGAAGAUUGGAAAACUCUAGAAGAUAAGAAUGUUGCCGAUGAAUUACUAAGAAGACAUAUCAUAACUGAUGUUGUGUGCUGUGAUGGUGUCGGAAUGGCUAGCUGGCCGUUCUCCGAAGAAGUUUCUACUGCAAACGGUUUCUCAAUGAGUGUUCGCAGAAAGAAUAAAUAUAAUGUGAUAUUUGGUGAAACUACAACUGAAUCUUGUGAUCACCUUACCACGGAUGGUAUCAUCCAUUACGUUGAUAAGGUAUUGAUGCCUCGUCCCAUUAGUUUGAAAGGCAGCGCAGUCAAAUACAUGGAUCCAAGUGGUUCUGAAAUUGUACUCUUUGGCCUUUAAACUAUUUUAAUUAUGUCUGUGUCAAUUUUUUCCUUUUUUUGUUUUUUAUACUUUUUUUUAAAUGUAUUGCUAAGAAGAUGAAACUUGAAAAGUUAUUCGUAUUUAUUACAUAUUUAACGUUAUUAUUUCGUUAUUCCUAUAAUCGUUAAUCAAUAAAUGUAUUUUUUUUUUUAAAUGUAGUAUUAUUUGUUAUUAAAUUAUAGUAAAAUACGGAGUUUUGUACAUUACAAUACUUUUUUUUUCCUAUUAAGAAAAGUAUUCAAAUUGA